Molecule: messenger RNA, 1756 nt
Organism: Hevea brasiliensis (rubber tree)
Lineage: Eukaryota; Viridiplantae; Streptophyta; Magnoliopsida; Malpighiales; Euphorbiaceae
Exons: 9
Coding region: 72-1472 (466 amino acids)
Biological process (GO): intracellular protein transport; activation of GTPase activity
Molecular function (GO): GTPase activator activity
Source: RefSeq, a predicted model, not a curated record
CCAGAGAACUCCAUUAACCACUUCAAAUCUUCUCUCUCUCUCUCUCUCUCUCUGUAUCAAUCUCUCUUGAAAUGGUGAAGAAAAAGGUUCCUGAUUGGCUCAACAGCUCUCUCUGGGCCACUACCACCAGUUCUUCCUCCUCCGCCGACGACGAUCGCCUUCAACGCUACUCGUCCAAACACUCCAUUAUCGCCGACACCGCCACCCCAACCGAGCCUCUCGAUGGGUCACCGGUUCCGGUCUCAACGCCGGCCUCAAUAAGAGAGCAGCCUCCUCGUCCUUCGAAGCCUGAAAUCAAAAUUAAGGAUAAAGAUAAGGAUUCGCGAAACAGCGUUAGUAGUAAUAUCAAUAAUAAUGAGGAGGAUAAUGGGAACUCCGUUGCCGGUCCCUCUGCUGAGGAUAUUUCUAGACAGGCUCAGCUCUUGACCGAGUUGUCGAAGAAGGUGGUAAAUAUUAGGGAGUUAAGGAGAAUUGCAUCUCAGGGGAUACCUGAUGGUGCUGGCAUUCGUUCCAAGGUCUGGAAGCUUUUACUGGGGUAUUUACCAGCUGAUCGCUCACUUUGGUCAAGUGAACUGGCUAAGAAGAGGUCUCAGUACAAGCAUUUUAAAGAGGAGCUUUUAAUCAAUCCUUCGGAAAUCACAAGGAGGUUGGAGAAAUCCACAGUUUGUGAAAAUGAUGAGGCAAAAAGUGAAAGCAGUGGUAUGCUAUCAAGAUCACAAAUAACCCAUGGAGAGCAUCCUUUGAGCCUUGGGAAGACCAGCAUCUGGAAUCAGUUCUUCCAGGACGCAGAGAUCAUGGAGCAAAUUGACCGAGAUGUGAAACGUACUCAUCCAGACUUGCACUUCUUUUCUGGGGACUCAUCUUUUGCAAAAUCCAAUCAGGAGGCUUUGAAAAACAUACUGAUUGUAUUUGCUAAAUUAAAUCCGGGCAUAAGAUAUGUUCAAGGGAUGAAUGAAAUUCUGGCACCUCUUUUUUAUGUAUUUAGAAAUGACCCUGACGAGGAAAUGGCGGCUUGUUCUGAAGCAGACACAUUCUUUUGUUUUGUUGAAUUAUUAAGUGGAUUUCGGGAUCAUUUCUGUCAGCAACUUGAUAACAGUGUUGUUGGGAUUCGUUCAACAAUUACAAAGUUGUCACAGCUUUUGAAAGAACAUGAUGAAGAACUUUGGCGCCAUCUUGAGGUCACAACCAAGGUCAACCCCCAAUUUUAUGCAUUUAGGUGGAUUACUCUCCUCUUGACUCAGGAAUUCAAUUUUGCUGAUUGUCUUCAUAUUUGGGACACACUUCUGAGCGACCCUGAAGGUCCACAGGAAACUUUACUACGGAUUUGUUGUGCAAUGCUGAUUCUCAUUCGGAGGCGACUACUAGCAGGGGAUUUCACUUCUAAUCUCAAGCUUCUCCAGAACUAUCCCCCUACAAACAUCAGCCAUUUGCUCUAUGUUGCAAACAAGUUGCGUGCUCAACCAUCAGGAUGAUUAAUUUUUGCAAUGCUUCUUUGUUUUUCAUCUCUCCCAUGUUUUUAUGUUUGAAAAUCUAUUGUUUGUAAAUUAUUGGAUGUAAAUGUUGGAUAGCAUGCAGAGAGAAUCUCCCAUGUCAUUUUUAGACUGCAUCUUGUUGUAGGCAUUUUUUUAAGAUUUAAUUUUUCCUUUUUCCCUUCUAUAUUCUAGGUUGAGGAGGAGGUGAGUUGGUCGCUAUUUCUGUAUUUUGGUUUUGUGUAGGUUUUGUAAUCUUCGGCAUGAAUACAGAAAAUUUUCAGUCA